AUGGAUAAUAAGAGAGAUGAAAGAGAGCUUUCUCGAGAUGGGGUGAUUGAGGGCAUGCCUUUGUUUGCUAAAGAGUUCAUAGCUGGUGGUGUGGCUGGUGGGAUUGCAAAAUCUGCUGUUGCCCCUCUUGAACGAAUUAAGAUCUUGUUUCAGACCAGACAGGCUGAAUUCCGGAGUAUAGGGCUCCUUGGAUCAUUCUCUAAGAUUGCGAAAACUGAAGGGCUCCUCGGCUUCUACAGGGGAAAUGGGGCUAGUGCUGCACGCAUUGUGCCCUAUGCGGCACUACAUUAUAUGGCCUAUGAAGAAUACCGGCGACUGAUAAACCUUUCGAUACCUGGCUUUGGGACAGGCCCUGUUCUUGAUCUGGUAGCAGGAUCCUUUGCUGGUGCAACUGCCGUCCUUUUCACUUAUCCACUUGAUUUAGUUAGGACGAAGUUGGCUUACCAGGUUAAAGGCCAUCUUCCUAGCGAACAAGUUUAUAAAGGAAUCGUGGAUUGCUUCUCCAAGACUUACAGGGAGGCUGGAACCAGAGGCCUUUAUCGUGGAGUUGCUCCAUCUUUGUAUGGAAUUUUCCCUUAUGCUGGACUGAAGUUCUACUUCUAUGAGGAAAUGAAAAGGCGUGUUCCUGAAGACCACAAGAAGGAUAUUACUAUAAAACUUGCGUGUGGAUCAGUUGCAGGUUUACUUGGUCAAACAUUCACUUAUCCUCUUGAUGUUGUCAGGAGACAAAUGCAGGUCCAGCGACUUUCGGCAUCUAACAGUGCCGAUAUGAAAGGGACCAUAGAGACCCUUGUUAUGAUUGUGCAAAACAAUGGAUGGAAGCACUUAUUUUCCGGCCUUAGCCUGAACUACUUGAAGGUUGUACCAUCUGUUGCUAUUGGAUUCACUGUAUACGAUGUCAUGAAAUCAUAUCUGAGAGUUCCAUCAAGAGACGAAUCGGUAAUAGAAGUCUCAACCAACAGAAGAAACAGACAACCGUCAUCAUUUAACACUUGA
Molecule: messenger RNA, 996 nt
Organism: Oldenlandia corymbosa var. corymbosa
Lineage: Eukaryota; Viridiplantae; Streptophyta; Magnoliopsida; Gentianales; Rubiaceae
Source: the annotation of a GenBank genome assembly